UCUCCAGUAGCUUUUAACAAAUUAUAAAUAAUGAGCUGCUUUACCAUUAGCUCUAUGGUUUGUAGUGUGUUGCAUAUAGUUUGUGUUGAUGCAAGUUCUUAAAAGUCUUUUUUGCAGUUUUGUUGGAAGUUAUUAUUUUUAUAGUCUUAUUAAAUUAUUGAUGAGGAACAUAGAUAUUUGAUGCCAAAGAGCCUCUUGCACAAACACUCUUAUGAUCACAAUGCACAUUUUUAUCUUUUCCUGAAAACAUCAAUAUCAGAAAAAAUACCAGAUGUGUCUGUGACCUUGCACUGACCAGAGGAAGGAAAUAUAACUUCCCUAAUAUGGAUGGAUGUGAAGUGACACAUUUGUUUCCGUUUAUCCCAGCCACUUCCUGCAAUUUGACCACUGAUCUGCAUUGCAUAUGUACCAAGAUGCUCCUAGAUACCAUCUUUUUAGAUAACAUGCAUUCACACAAUGCACAUUAUUUCACACACUACAGAGGAGUAUAUAUGAAGGGUUAGGGGACUAUGCUUGUUUUAGUGCAUUCAAUGCACUUAAAAUAUGUUACUUUACAUUACAGCUGACGUCUUUUCUCCACAAAACAUGGUAGUUGUGUUUUAGAUACUUAUCUUAUUUAUCCAGGCAGUCCUGGUUUGGAAUGGAAACAAUGACCAGACUAUUGAUUUGUUUUUACAAUGUAUUACUCAUCACAAGGAAAGUUACAUGGAUUUCAGGUCCAAACUGAAUUAGUAUUUAAAGGCAUUCCAUGUAUAUUACCAUGCACUGGUAUUUGUAACAUUGACACAAAUUAAACUAGACUUUAUCUUCAUUGUUGCUGAUUACACAACUCUCCGGCUGGAUUAACAACCAGAUGAAGCUGACAACUGCACCAGAGCCCCACACCCUAAUGGGCCCCAUAAGUCCCUGUGCACUACAUGUCACUCUGUGUUGGUAAUUUAAUUAAUUGCAAAUUUGUCAGAGAAUUUGUACCACUGCAAAACAUGAUCAACUGAAGGAGGUCUUGCAUUAUUAUCUAAUGACGUGGACCUUUCUAAUGAGGCGUCAGAAUCUCUUCAUAGCAUUAUCAUUAUUUUUACACUUAACCUUAAUAACACUUUUUCAUCCAGGGCUUUCACUUGUCACUUUUUGCAUCUUUCAAGUCUAUUACAAAUGACAGACAACAGCAGAUAGUUGAGUAUGCGAAAAUACAGUAGAUCUUUGGUGCAAAUGUUUUUGAAGUCAUGCAUUUUUGUUGUUAGCCCAAUACUUCCCCCUGCAGGUCAAACUGAGCACAACACCAGGUGUGCCAUUACAAUACAAAACCAUCUAACAAAUCACUUUAUCAAAUGUAACCAAUGAAAAUAUUUAUUUAUUAUUUUCUUAGGCAUUAUUUGUUCUUGUUAUUUAUUUUUUUGUUUACAUUUCAUGCUUUUUUAAUUAAAUGGAAUAGUUUUAUCUCUUUAUCUCUCACCUUACAGCCUAUUACCUUGUAUCUCCUUAUCACAUGUAGCUCUGACUGGUCAGCAUUGUAAAGAAUUACAUAGAGCAAUGAUUGGCCUUCUAGUGACAUGUGACCCGUAGCCGUUGACUUAUUACCUGGAAGAGUCAACUUCUCCAUACCUGGGUGUUCACCCUGAAGGUUAGGCUCAGUCCUCAUCCAAGUCUGAGGGCAUUCAUUUCAGAGAACACAUUUUCUCUAGAGUGUACUUAGUAAUAUUUUUAAAAACAUGAAAUUACUGGAACAGUUUGGAUGGAGAAAACUAUUUCUGGUGCUCACAGUGUUUCCCUGCUGCAGGAGUUUGGAAGUUUCUAUUCCACAACAGCAGUAUGAGGUCACAGCAGGAGGUGAUAUAACUUUGACCUGUUCCUUCGUCCCAGCACAAGCGAACUAUGAUAUGCUCAUCCUCAAAUGGGAGACUAUAAAGGACAAUACUGGGGACCCUGUGGCUACCUUUUAUUCCAACUUAAAUCGGGUUGACAUUCCACCUGAUUAUGAAAGCAGAGCCACAAUGGAGGUCAAUGUUGCUGAAAAAAUAAGCACGCUCCAUUUAACAAAGGUGACUAUACAGGACAGCAGGAAUUACGAAUGCAAUGUCCUGAUACCCGGUGAUGAUGAAGGAACAACAUCUGCCACCACUAACCUUUUGGUUUUGGUGCCUCCCUCUAAGCCCAUCUGCAGGAUUGAGGGAACAGUAGAGUAUUUUCAUGACAUCACCCUCACCUGCAUGUCUGAGGAGGGAUCCCCAAAGCCUGUUUAUGAGUGGAAGAGCUACAGUGUUGAAAAUGUCCCAAGACCAUUUCCUCCUAAGACAACUGAAAAAAAUGGAGCAUUAUCUCUCUUUAACAUUUCAAGAGAGAUGUCUGGGUUCUAUAUUUGCACUUCAACAAAUCGAGUUGGCUCAGCCGCCUGCAACAUGACUUUGGCUGUGCUGCCUGGAGGUUCAAUAAGCGGAGCCACUGUGGGUAUAAUUGCAGGAGUUGUUCUAGGUGUGCUCUUUCUGGGAAUUCUCAUCUUCUGUUGCUGCCGAAAAAAGAAUAAGAAGGACAAGUAUACUGAGAGUUCCCCUGGAGACAUGGAGUUUUAUGACAAAGAUGGUCCUGAGGCUGGAAAACAGUACUGGGAUGACAAGUCAGACACAGCAACAGAGACAAAGCAACGUGAUGUACAGUAUGAAGAUGAAGACAUUGAACCACAAAACAAGCCCAAUGUAGGAGCGGCAGUGCAUAAGCUUGAAGAUGACCAACAUAGUUACAAUAGUGGUAAAGAAAAACAUGAUGGCAGGUAUGCGGAUGAUGGUCACCAGGACAACCAACGCGAUCAUUAUCGUGGCAGUCGUGAUCACCUUGACGAUCAACGCAAUCGUUAUGGGGGCAGUCGCGAUCACCUUGACGAACAACGCAAUCGUUAUGGGGGCAGUCGCGAUCACCUUGAUGAUCAACGCAACCGUUAUGGGGGCAGUCGAGAUCACCUUGAUGAUCAACGCAAUCGUCAUGGGGGCAGUCGCGAUCACCUUGACGAUCAACGCAAUCGCUAUGGGGGCAGUCGUGAUCACCUUGACCACCAACAUGAUAGCUAUCGAGGCAGUCGCGAUCACCUUGAAGAUCAGCGUCAUCGUUAUGGAGGCAGUCGCGAUCGCCUCGAUGAUCAACGCGAUCGUUAUGGUGGCAGUCGCGAUCGCCUCGAUGAUCAACGAGAUCGUUACGGUGGCAGUCGCGAUAAGCUUGAUGAUCCACGUGACCGAUACAGGGGUAGUCGCGAUCGCCUUGAUUACACUGAAGAUGAGUACAGAAACCGAUAUGACUAACAUGUUACUGAAGUGUUUUUUUCAUGUUUGUUGGUCAACGAGGUAGUGAUCAGUCCAACAAGCAGACAAACUUAAUACCUACACAGGGUUCCUUAGGAUCUUAAAAAGUCUUAAAAGUCUUGAAUUUACAAAUCUGCAUUUAAUACCAUAAAAAACUCUUUACAA
Sphaeramia orbicularis (orbiculate cardinalfish) is the source of this 3452-nucleotide messenger RNA. Its product is annotated as cell surface A33 antigen-like. Gene Ontology annotation, cellular component: plasma membrane. Lineage: Eukaryota; Metazoa; Chordata; Actinopteri; Kurtiformes; Apogonidae. The transcript is spliced from 7 exons. Bases 1710 to 3287 code for a protein of 525 amino acids. The record is from RefSeq and is a predicted model, not a curated record.